Messenger RNA from Pochonia chlamydosporia 170, 2277 nucleotides. RefSeq names its product f5/8 type C domain-containing protein. The coding region runs from base 1 to 2277 and encodes 758 amino acids. The transcript has a single exon. The record is from RefSeq and is a predicted model, not a curated record. Lineage: Eukaryota; Fungi; Ascomycota; Sordariomycetes; Hypocreales; Clavicipitaceae.
AUGAAUCUCAUAAACUUGUACACUGGGCUGCUAGUUGCCUUCACCAGCCAAAUCUUUGUUCAUGCAUGGGGCACAGAUACCGAACAAAUCACCUUCAUCACACCAAUCUACGAAGGUGCACUUGCGUCCGACAACCGUGACAAUGAUAUCGCAAUUCUCGAAGGAAUGAAGUCUAUGCUCGGAGUAGGAGGCACCUACGUAAAGCUUGGCUUCUCGUUCUCAUCUUGGUCUCUCAGUCGCGAUAUAACCGAUGCCGACCAAGACUAUGCAUUCAACUCCACCAACUUGGACUACGUUCUGGGCCUAGCAGAGUCUCUGAACCUUCCGGUUCUCAUUCAUGCGAACAAUGGCAGAUGGGCAGAUUGCUGCACGUCUAAUUCUGACGGUGGCUGGAACGACGCGCUCCUCGACCACAUUGCGGCCCAGGGCAACACGACAAUGCAAGACAGUUCUGGAAAGUCUCUCUUCCAACAUGACGGCGGAGGUAACUACUUCUCGCUAUCUCGAUACAACACCUUCUAUCGAGACUACAAGAAGCGGAACGUCCAAGCGUCCAUGACAAGACUAGCCAACUGGGCAAAGCAGCAUAAAGACCUCUUUGUCGGUGUUAGUCUAGACUCCGAGACCAUAUUCCCCUCAGACUCAGCCGACCACAAUCCACUCGCCAUCCAAGAAUGGCGAGAUUGGCUUCAAAAUACAGGACUCUACGGUCCAUCCGGUGACUUUUUCGGACACGGAAGAGUUCCCGCGUUCACCAGCAUCACCGACUUCAACAGCGCCACAGGCCAAACAUUCUCCUCCUGGAGUGCCGUCACACCUCCAAGUUCCAUCACAGCAGGCAAUCCAUUCUCCGAAGAAUGGCAAAGGUUCCGAAUUACCCUCAUUCGGCAUUCCGUCUCAGACGAAACUCUUUGGAUUGCAGAGGCAGGAAUCCCUCGAAACCUGAUAUACGGCCAUCAAACGCCUGGUUUACAAUUCUACGCCUUUGCAGAUGACUUGCCGACUUCAACGGCUGCAAACGGCGCGAGUGGCUACACUGCUUACGGACGAGCGCCCCUCGACUUCGGCAGCGUAGACAACCCCUUACGCGCCGACGGCACCAAUAACUUCGGUUUAUUCGAACUCAACCCCCUUUCAUCAGAUCCCCAGUUUGCAUAUGACACCAUAUUGACGCUGUUCAAUGACGGUGCGAAAGUCAUUUGUCCCAAUGCCUUUGAAAACGUCACAAACAAAGACCAGUAUUCUCUAUUCGACUCCCCAACCACGGGAGAUACAUGGGGCAACGCUCUGGUCAAGUUCUUAAAAGACCACGGAAAUACACCUCGAUACACGCAACCGCCAGGAUGGAACCCCGGCGACCGAGUAUACGACUUAUAUGACAACUUUGACAGCGCAACAAAGUCUGGUCCAGAUAACCGUGUCAAUGUCUCAGGAUCAUCGGGCAACGUGGCUCUGAAAACGGUGUACUCGGCAGUUGGAGGCACUAUUUCCUGGAGUUUCACACUUCCGAGCGUUAGUAAUGGGCGACGACUCAACCUUUGGACCAAGGUCGGCAUUGAUGAUGGAGCUGGCGCCGGAGGCGGUACAGCUACAUGGUUGGCAUCGAUGAACGGCACUCCAUUGUUUGGAAAUGGCGUCGUUCUUGCACCAACAUACUGGGUCUGGAAGCACUGGUUACCCGUCAUGGUUGAUGUGACAGAAUGGGCUGGGAAGCAAGUUACACUCAGUCUGAGCACGACAGGCAAUGACUACUAUGGCUGGACGCAGUGGGCAUCUCCCGCUAUCUACCGGACGUCCGCGAGCAAUAAUAACCUGGCACUUAACAAAGCAGUGAGCGGGAGCUCAAGCGACGGCACAGGGUCAGGCUGGGAUUUAUCCUAUCUUACAGACGGGAAUGUGCAAGGUGGAACAGACGGGCGUAAUGGCUGGUCUUCAGUUUCUCAUGACUCGGCAAGCGCUUCUGAAUGGGUACAGGUUGAUCUUGGUGGCAGUUAUACUGUUGGGAAAGUUGUCCUCCACCCAAGAAGCGACUUGUCUAACAGCGCUGGAACAGGGUUCCCCGUGAAUUUCCAGCUCAAAGGCUCUCUGGACGGGGCGACGUGGACAACAUUGUCGACUCAAGUCGGGUAUCACGGAGUUCAGGCAGGACGAGGUGAAGUCUUGACAUUCCCUUCACACGCAGUUCGCUAUCUCAGAGUGGCCUCAUCUCAGCUCAGUGGCGUAGCUGGAGAAUCGGGAUAUCGUAUGCAAUUCACCGAGCUCGAGGUAUAUAGUUAG